Kockovaella imperatae is the source of this 1803-nucleotide messenger RNA. RefSeq lists its product as hypothetical. Gene Ontology annotation, molecular function: dihydrolipoyl dehydrogenase (NADH) activity; flavin adenine dinucleotide binding. NCBI's taxonomy places the organism in Eukaryota, Fungi, Basidiomycota, Tremellomycetes, Tremellales, Cuniculitremaceae. The coding region runs from base 164 to 1699 and encodes 511 amino acids. Gene Ontology annotation, cellular component: oxoglutarate dehydrogenase complex; mitochondrion. The record is from RefSeq and is a predicted model, not a curated record. The transcript has 12 exons.
ACCAACAUCCUUGUUGAUCUGCUUCUCUGCUAUCGAAGGUGUACAUUCAGUACAGCCACGAGCUUGUCGACUGACUUCGAAGCGCUCUAUCUCAAACUCAAGCUCAGGGGGCAUCGCUUUGUUUCGGAUAGCAAAUCUGCACACCUGAUCGGUACAUAUCACCAUGUUCACCAGAACCCCAAUGUCCUCAAACCUCCUCCGUCCCCUUACAAAUCCUUCAUCCUCCCACUCUCUCUCCCGCGGCCUGAUACGGACUGUCCCACUUGGCUCGUCGCGUGGACUUGCCACUGCGAAUGAGCCAUACGAUGUGGCUAUCAUUGGAGGUGGUCCCGCAGGAUACGUAGCGGCGAUCAAGAGCGCCCAGCUGGGAUUAAAGACCGUUUGUGUUGAGAAGCGAGGUAGCUUGGGUGGAACGUGUCUCAACGUCGGAUGCAUCCCAUCGAAAGCCAUGCUCAACAACUCCCACAUCUACCACCAAACUCAACACGACUUGAAGAAGCGGGGAAUAGAUGUCGGAGAUGUCAAACUCAACUUGCCAGCCAUGUUGGCUGCUAAAGAAUCCUCUGUCAAGACUUUAACCGGAGGUAUCGAGACUUACCUGUUCAAGAAAUACGGUGUCGACUACAUUAAGGGAGCCGCAUCGUUCGCCUCGCCUUCCAAGAUUGACGUGUCUCUGACUGAGGGAGGAGACACACAAGUCGAAGCGAAGAAUGUCAUCAUUGCGACGGGAAGUGAAGUCACUCCUUUCCCUGGAAUAGAAAUCGAUGAGAAGAAGAUCGUCUCGAGUACAGGUGCCUUGGACCUCACAGAGGUGCCAAAGAAGAUGGUCGUCAUCGGCGGAGGUAUCAUCGGACUCGAGCUCGGAUCCGUCUGGUCUCGUCUCGGUGCAGAGGUCACCGUUGUCGAGUACCUCGGAGCUGUAGGAGCUGGAAUGGACGGCGAGGUCGGAAAGCAGUUCCAGAAGAUCCUCGCCAAGCAGGGUCUCAAGUUCAAGCUCAACACCAAAGUCAUGGGAGCUGAGAAGGACGGAGACAACAUCAAGCUCAAGGUUGAAGCUGCAAAGGGAGGCAAAGAGGAGACUCUCGAUUGCGACGUCGUCCUCGUCGCUAUUGGUCGACGACCCGUCACUCAGGGCCUGAACCUCGAGGCCAUUGGGGUCGAGCUCGACAAACGAGGCCGAAUCGUCAUCGACGAUCAAUUCAACACGUCUGCUAAGGGAGUCAAGGCCGUUGGAGACGUCACUUUCGGACCCAUGCUUGCUCACAAGGCAGAGGAGGAGGGUAUCGCCGCCGUCGAGAUCAUCAAGCACGGACACGGACACGUCAACUACGACGCUAUCCCCUCUGUCGUCUACACCCACCCUGAAGUCGCCUGGGUUGGAAAGAAUGAGGAAGAGCUCAAGGCCGCUGGAGUCAACUACAAGAUUGGCAAAUUCCCCUUCGCUGCCAACUCUCGAGCCAAGACCAAUCAGGAUGCCGACGGUUUCGUCAAAUUUAUCGUCGAGAAGGAUACUGACCAGGUCCUCGGAUGUCAUAUUAUCGGCCCCAACGCUGGUGAAAUGAUCGCUUCUGCCACUCUUGCCAUUGAAUACAGGGCGUCUGCGGAAGACAUUGCCAGGACAUGCCAUGCUCACCCUACAUUGUCAGAGGCCUUCAAAGAGGCUGCUUUGUCUAGUUACGAUCAGCCCAUCAACUUCUAGAGAUCAGGUCAUACAAUGUGGGAAGCGCGGGGAUAAGCGAAAAGAUGGGGCAUUGCAGAAUUCGCGAUGAGAUCUGCAUGCACAUUGUGUCGUUCCGGCUCAAC